AUGGUUUUGAAACCACUGAACGUUCGGGUGGAAUUGUGUGAUUUUAAUUGUGAUGAUGAUGAUGAUGAUACUUGCAGGCCUUUGGAGACUGAGUUGAAAUUACUUUUAAAAAACAAGCUCGGAACAAAACCUUUUCUACCCUUUUCAAAUAAAUUUAUAAAAGUAGAACAUGGGAGGUUUGGAAUUCAUGCCACUGAUGGCCAAACGAUGGAGUAUUUUCAAAUGUCCUAUUCAAAUGAGUGUAUUCUAGUGAUUGGUUCUAAACCACAGAAGGAUAGUGCCACUACAAUUUAUGUUCUUGAUAUGUAUUCGAAAAGAUUGCUCCAAAGUAUUGUACUCAAUUUUUAUUGCUGCAUUUUACAGGUGGAAAGUAUACCUUCAAAAAUGGGAGGCGACAAUUUGAUAAUGACAAAUCAUGAACGUAUUUAUUCAUAUAAUUUGAGAGAUUUCUUAACAACACAAACAAACCACAAGCCAAAAAUUCUAUGGAAAGCAAGAGUUCCAAGAAUAUUAACCCCUCAAUUUAGAGGUAUUCGAGGGAUGGCCAUUCAAUAUUCAACAACUGACUAUGGAGAAAAAAUACAAAAUGUACUGUACGCAAGUGAUUUUUCGAGGAGCAAAGUUUAUGUGUUCAGUUGUGUGGAUGGGAGGCUGUUAAAAGAAAUAACUCACCCAGUCAUUCAUUCUCCUUGGGGAAUGGACUUCAAUUCAAGAGGUGAAUUGCUUUUAAGUGAUUUCAGAGCAAACAAAAUUUACAUGCUAAAAUGCACAUUGGAUCAAGUUCAACUCUUGAAAUCAUUUGGUGAUAACGAGUUGCAAAUUCCAAGACAAGUCAUCGUAGAUCGAGUGACGCAAAAUAUUAUUGUGUAUAGCCAAGAAAAUAGAAUCAUUUGUGUGUAUGAUAGGAAUGGAAAUUAUUUGACGAGUAGUGAUGCACGUGUACAAUUAAGUUUACUUCAAGACAUUAUGCUUUUCAACCAUUUUACAGGUGAAUUACUUAUCAUGGAUCGCCUCUUUCUCAAUACCGACGUUUUGGUGUAG
Messenger RNA from Naegleria fowleri, 1041 nucleotides. RefSeq lists its product as uncharacterized. The transcript has a single exon. The record is from RefSeq and is a predicted model, not a curated record. The coding region runs from base 1 to 1041 and encodes 346 amino acids. Lineage: Eukaryota; Heterolobosea; Eutetramitea; Acrasida; Naegleriidae.